AUGGUCGCCGCAUUCCUCGCCAACGGCAGGGGCUGGCGUGAGCUCAAGAAGCGACUCGAGCGCGACUAUGAUUUCCUGGAGACGAUGAAGUCGCGCAGCUACCCGUACACACCAGCCGAAUAUGCCCGCUAUCGAGACGAGCACAUCAAGACGCCCGAGGAGCUGCUUGUGUGGAUCGAUCGCCACGCAGCAGGCAAAGAUGCCUUCAAGGACAGCAUUGUGGCGAUAUUCCCGGCCAUCGCUGAGCGAGUCGAGCAGGCAGUCGCUGCACUCCCCGAGCUCCAGCAAGACCAUCGAGUAUCGUGGCUCAAUGAUAUCAUCGUCCCGCUCAUGGGCGUGAGUGUCCAGGACAUUCGCAGCAAGUCAGAAUACGACGACUUUGCCACGAGCAGCUACCAGGUCACUCCGGCAUCCGCUGUUCAGAGCUUCCUGAGCAUCGGCGACGAGGGCCAAGAAAGCAAAUUCAGGUGGUUCGCUAGGAACCUGGUCAGAUACCUUUACGAACGCCAUCUCUGGAACGUCGCGGAGCACGACUUGUUGACGAAGCAGCAGGACCCAUCCGAAUUCGCCAGUCUCCUGACGAUCAGCGAUCUCAAGACGAUGCUGCUGGAGCAUGGACUUCGCCAUCGCGGCAUGAGCCGACGAUCAGACAGCAAGCUCUGUGAUCUCUACGCCACGAACAAGAAGCAGAUCCAGCUCUUUGACGUGGUCCAGCGCAUGUGCGAGAUGCGGACGUUGUUCGAGGUGUAUGAUGCAAGCUAUCGGGAGUAUCGGGAAGCCAACGACCUUGACUGGAGAGAACCAGUCGAGUUUGAGGACCUCGAGCCGUUUGCUGUGAGGAGUUGCUCUGACGAGAUCAAUCGUGGCUACCCACUUGUCCACAAUCGCAGGUGGUGA
This is a messenger RNA of Polychytrium aggregatum, 897 nucleotides long. RefSeq lists its product as uncharacterized. The record is from RefSeq and is a predicted model, not a curated record. Lineage: Eukaryota; Fungi; Chytridiomycota; Chytridiomycetes; Polychytriales. The transcript has a single exon. The coding region runs from base 1 to 897 and encodes 298 amino acids.